GGGAUCAGAGAAACACAUGAGAAGAGCGGAUAUCCACUGCUGACACCACCUACAACCCAGAGAAAUCCUCGGUAGCCUCCACCUUACUGUGGCCUGCCUUGCGUGGGAUGCUGGAGAGAGUGGGAGAGCAGGAGAGGAGAUUUGGUGCCACUUUGGUGCAACAGUAAGAGGUGUGGCAUAGUCAGUCAUGGGGGAUUCAAUCUUCACCUGCUGUUAUGUUCCACCCAAUCCCCCAGGCGAGGGGGAGCCCGCGAGGUCCAGACGCUCAGAGAUCAUGGCCUCCCAGUCCACUCACAUCCCCUCCGACAAGCGCUUCCUCAUCUUCUUUGACUUCGACGAGACCAUCGUGGACGAGACCAGCGACGACAUGGUGGUGCAGGCCGCUCCGGGUCAACACCUCCCGGGCUGGCUGAAGGACACCUACCAGCCCGGCCGCUACAACGAGUACAUGCAGCGGGUGCUGGCCUACCUGGCGGAGCAGGGCGUCACCGAGAGCGACAUGCGCAACGUGAUGGAGAAGCUCCCGGCCACCCCCGGCAUGAUCACCCUCUUCCAGUUCCUCCGCACCCGGCCCCAGUGGGACUUUGAGGUGGUGCUGUUGUCCGACGCCAACACCUUCUUCAUCGAGUCCUGGCUCCGGCGCGCAGGGGCCCGCCAGCUCUUCCACCGGAUCUUCACCAACCCAGCCACCUUCAACAAGGACGGCCGGCUGGUGAUGAAGCCCUUCCACUCCCACGACUGCCCGCGGUGCCCCGACAACAUGUGCAAGCAGGUGGUGGUCAGGGACUAUGUGGCCCGCAGGACGCAGGAGAGGGGCCGUCCCUACCAGAGGGUCUUCUACGUUGGGGACGGAGCCAACGACUUCUGCCCGGCGCUCUCCCUCGGACCCCGGGACGUGGCUUUCCCGCGGCGGGACUUCCCCAUGCACCGACUGAUCACGGAGACCCACGAAGCCAUGCCCGGGGAGUUCAAGGCGGUCACGGUCCCGUGGGUGAGCGCGGAGGACGUGGUGCAGCGGCUGAGGAAGCUGGUGGCAGAGUAGAGGGGUCACACACUAACAGAGAGACAGAUGUGUGUGUGGGGGGGGCAAAGGAGAUCAUUAACGGGCCAGUUGACACUUGUAGUCAUAUUCUCAGGUAAAAUAGUCCCAGAAAGUAAAGUUCAAGGCAAUAAAAUCAUCUGUACUGUCAGUGAAGUGAGUCUAUCUUUAACAUCAGCAGGGUAAUGAUUAUGGAGACCUGCCACCCAAAGGCAGGAAAUCAAUGACAAAUCCGAUGCUUUGUUUAAUAAAAAAAGAUUAGUAAGCAUAUAACUUUGCAGUUUGAGGGUAUUUACAUAAUAAAUUCCCCUCGAUGGGACUGUGUGUGUUGCUUUUAAGUGUUAAACCGGGUCAACUGGGGAAUCUGUGUGAAUGCUGUUAUGGACAAUUAUGUCAACCAGGUUGCGCUCAAAUAACAAAUAUAAGUGUGUUUUCUUACAAACUGCACUUUUUAUUGAAUAUUAAAUAUUAAAUUAUAGACUCAUAAACAGUUCUGUGUACUCCUAACUAUAUUUGUUCAGCUUUGUUAUGUCUGUUCUUGUAUACAUACAUUGAAAGCAAUAUAAAACCUGAAGUACAAUCCUUUGUAUGUGUACGUAUUUGGCCAAUAAAGCUGAUUCUGAUUCAAUAAAUGAACACAGUACACUGCCAUGUGGUGGAAAUGGGCAUUUCAACAGAUUAUUUUUAUCAAUUUCUCAGAGAAUAUAUGUCUGAUUUUGAAAUGUAUGACUAAGUUGUAAGAGUGUGUUUGUUUGUUGGACUUGUUUAUCGGUCUGUUGUGUCUUUACUGUGUAGGCCAGGCCUACUGAAGGAAAUAUUAAACACCAGCAGGAAUAA
Molecule: messenger RNA, 1876 nt
Organism: Morone saxatilis (striped sea-bass)
Lineage: Eukaryota; Metazoa; Chordata; Actinopteri; Moronidae
Gene: phospho1
Product: phosphoethanolamine/phosphocholine phosphatase 1
Molecular function (GO): phosphatase activity
Source: RefSeq, a predicted model, not a curated record